Histoplasma mississippiense is the source of this 1359-nucleotide messenger RNA. RefSeq lists its product with no specific name. NCBI's taxonomy places the organism in Eukaryota, Fungi, Ascomycota, Eurotiomycetes, Onygenales, Ajellomycetaceae. The transcript is spliced from 3 exons. The record is from RefSeq and is a predicted model, not a curated record. Gene Ontology annotation, cellular component: mitochondrion. Bases 1 to 1359 code for a protein of 452 amino acids.
AUGGACCAUGGCAGCGAAGUUAUCGCAAAGCUUCCAUGCCGAAAUGCGGGUACGCGCUCGCUGAUAACGGCGUCAGAGGUGGCUACUUUGCAGUUUUUGAAAUCUCGUACCUCGAUACAUGUUCCGGAAGUAUUCGCCUGGAGUUCAGAUCCGGAAAACCCAAUAGGCUCGGAAUAUAUUCUUAUGGAGAAGAUCCAAGGGGUUGCACUGGCUGAAAGAUGGGGGACAAUGAAUCUGCUGGAACGCUACAAAGUAAUUGACCAAAUCGUUGAAAUGGAAAAGGAACUGGGAAGCCUGGAGUUUCCUGCCUUCGGAAGCCUGUAUCUACGAAAUUCUUUACCUUCUGGAUGUCGUCAUUACCCGCUCCCAUUGGAUUUAGAUCCUAACGGAUUGUAUUGCCUCGGGCUGUCAUGUAAUCAACAAAGGUGGGAUAAUGACCGCGCCAAAAUGUCUGGUCCAUGGCCAUCUUUUUUGGAGUUUGCACUCUCUAUUCCACAGCGGGAAUUGGAUUCCAUUGGUGACCCGAAAUCUGAAUUACAUCGUGUUGAUCGAUUCGGCGAGAGGCCGUUUUUGAAGGAGUAUAAGAUCCUUUUGCAAAAGGCGAUAGACAUCCUUCCUAUUCUAUCACGCGAUCCGCGUGUGGUAGAGGUGGCAGGACCUACCUUAUGGCAUACUGAUUUGCAUUUGGGAAAUAUUUUCGUUUCACCUGACGACCCUACUACUAUUUUGGGAAUAAUUGAUUGGCAAUCAUCUCAAGUCGGUCCUUUGUUCAUCCAAGCUCGAUUUCCAGAGUUCCUUAAGCGGCCGAAGCAUUACUAUCCCGGAACCAAAUUACCCACAUUACCGGAUAAUUUUGAUGACCUAGAUUCGGAGCAAAAGGAACAAGCUACUCAUGAAAAUAUUUUGGCAUCGCAGUCCAAGUACUACGAGAUGUCCAGUCUGGCGAACAAUAAACGGGUGUACGAUGCGUUGAAGCUUGAUCGCACGAUAUGGGAGCCCUUCACAUGUUGCCGGCGGUUCUCCAAUGGCAGCGUGGUUCCGCUACGUAACUCUAUGAUACGCAUUUCACAGGAUUGGACUCUGCUUGGCCUUCCGGGUAACUGUCCUUUCUCGUUUACUGAAGAGGAGUUAAGAAGACAUAAUGAGCAGGCGGUGCAGUACCAAGACAUGCUCUACUUGUGGGAUAUUGUGAAGACCCAACUCUCUACUGAUGACUCCGGCUGGGUCCCAGUGGAGCGAUGGAAGAAAACAAAUGAGAUAAAUAGAAGUCUCUUUGACAUGUAUGUCGAAACUAUGAGUGAAGAGCUAUCACUAGAUGCGGCAUUGAAAAAAUGGCCAUUUCCGCCCAAUGAUCUUUGA